Molecule: messenger RNA, 1513 nt
Organism: Cuscuta campestris
Lineage: Eukaryota; Viridiplantae; Streptophyta; Magnoliopsida; Solanales; Convolvulaceae
Source: the annotation of a GenBank genome assembly
CAGGACUACGUGCACCCAGGUGGGGGCUCGAUGCUGAUGUGGUGCGAGGUGACUGGUUUCGUUCUUGAGCUGCCUUGUCGCCUUCUCUCCGUCGCACCAAACCCUAGCGCCGCCUGCCUUCUCCAGCGCCGGCGUCUCUCUCGUCUCCCAGCAGCGCCACCACCAGUCAUCUCUCCAGUCUCUGCAGCGGCGUUCUUCUCCAAAGCACCAGCCGCCAUCAUGUCCGAGAAGGCAGCCACCCCCGACAAGCCCACCUCCUCCGUCUCUACUCCUCACUUGGCAUUCACCACCAUCUCCAGUGUGAAGCUUCACGUUCCAAUCCUGUUGAGCUUUACGGAACCGAACUACAAAAAGUGGAGCCGUCUUUUUCUCCUAUUGGUUCGUCGCUUCUCCCUUGGGGACUUCCUCACCGAGAAAUCAGUCCCGUCUAGUGCCGACGACACCGAUUGGCAUCAACUUGAUGCACUUCUCCAAGGGUGGAUCCUUUCUACGAUCAACGACGAAGUCUCCGAUCUCGUGAUCUCCUCCACCAACUCGGCCGCGGAACUUUGGCAAUCCAUUCACUCUCUUUUCCAUGACAACAAACCCGCCCGAGCCAUGCAGUUGGAACAUCAAUUCCGGACGACGAGGAAAGGCUCUCUGUCCAUCUCGGUCUAUUGUCAAACCCUCAAGAAUAUCGCCGAUUGGUUGGACGACGUAGAUGCCCCCGUCUCGGAACAACAACUGGUGUUACAAGUCCUUCGGGGGCUGCCGGAUGACAUGCGGGGUCAGACGUCCUUCUUGCAGUUUCAAACACCGCCUCCGAUGUUCCUUCAGACCCGAUCAGCCCUCCUCCUCUUGGAGCGUCAAAAAUCAGAAUUGGAGGACGACUCCUCCACUGGCACGGCUCUUCUCUCGUCCGGCAGCCCUGGCGCCCCCUAUCACAGCCUCGCUGGCGGAGGCCGCGGGCAUCACAGCAGCAGCAGCAGCGGCCAGGGACAGCAGCACCAUAGCGGCGGCGGCGGCCGUGGCCGUGGCGGUUACCCCUCACCCUCCUCUUACUCACCCGUACACCCCCCACACACACCACAUACUCAUCCGUCAACACCUCCUCCCCCCACACCCACCGCCCUUGCCCACAAUUUUGAUACCCUCAGCCUCCGUGACCCUACAUGGUAUAUGGACACGGGCGCAUCCCAUCACAUAGCCUCCGACACAGGAUAUAAGACUAUUAGAGCAUUAGCAGCGGCGGGGUAAAGGGCCUGCCACUUCAGCCUCCAUCCUCCUUCAGCGUGGCAAGGCAAAGGCGAGGCACCCCGCCUGUCGAGCCAUGCGUGAGGCAUCUUCAAUUUUUUUAGCUGGAAUUUUUUUAAAGAGAGUAUAUCUAUUUUUAUAAAAAAAGAUAAGUAAAAUAAUUUUUAAUAAUUAAAAUACAUCAUAAAAAUGUAAAAAAAUGAUAAACACAAUGACUUGUCAUUGCAUUGCUUGCCACUAGCUCCUCUCAUUCUCCAUACGCUGACUGGAUUGUCUAUGA